AUUGACCAAUCACCGAGCUCAUCGCUGAGGCUCCGCUCAACGCGCUCCGCCAUUUUGUAGCGCUUUAAGAAAACUCAGCCAAGCAGCAAAGUUGCGGAUCAGAGCUGCUGUUCUACGUUGUGCAAUGGACGGCCGCCUAGAGACUGAAUUGUAUCCUCUGGGAUCAAGUUACGCAGAAUUAGACGUUGUUCAUGAUAUUGCAGUUGGCACAAAGAGAGGAUCUGACGAGUUGUUCUCCUGUGUUUCCAGUGGGCCCUAUAUCAUGAGCUCAGCAGCCAACGGCAACGACAGCAAGAAGUUCAAAGGUGACAUCAGAAGUCCUGGCAUCCCGUCCAGAGUUAUACAUGUCCGGAAGCUGCCCAAUGACAUCAACGAAGCGGAGGUCAUCUCCCUCGGCCUCCCCUUUGGCAAAGUCACCAAUCUGCUCAUGCUGAAGGGAAAGAACCAGGCUUUCUUGGAAAUGAAUUCUGAAGAAGCAGCCCAGACGAUGGUUACUUACUACUCCUCUGUAACGCCCGUCAUCAGAAAUCAUCCCAUCUUCAUGCAGUACUCAAACCACAAAGAGCUGAAAACAGACAACUCACCAAACCAAGUGAGGGCACAGGCAGCACUGCAGGCGGUGAAUGCUGUCCAUACAGGAAGCAUGACUCUAGGUGCCAUUGACCCAUCCGGAAUGGCUGGCCCCAGCUCUGUCCUGAGGGUCAUUGUUGAAAACCUCUUUUACCCUGUGACCCUAGAUGUUCUACACCAGAUCUUCUCCAAGUUUGGCACAGUGCUGAAAGUGAUUACUUUCACAAAAAACAACCAGUUUCAAGCUCUCCUCCAGUUUGCUGAUGGCCUGACAGCACAGCAUGCCAAGCUGGCUCUAGAUGGACAGAACAUCUACAAUGGCUGCUGUACCUUGCGCAUCAGCUUUUCCAAACUUUCCAGCUUAAACGUCAAAUAUAAUAACGACAAGAGUCGUGACUACACUCGCCCGGACCUGCCCACUGGGGACAGCCAACCUGCUAUUGAACAUCACGCUCUGGCUGCUGCUUUUGCUGCUCCCGGGAUCAUCUCUGCCACGCCAUAUGGAGGAGCGCACGCCUUCCCUCCAGCUUUUGCUAUCCAGCAGGCUGCAGGGUUGACAAUACCUGGGGUUCCCGGAGCCCUUGCCUCAUUGGCCAUUCCCGGGGCAGCCGCGGCCGCUGCGGCUGCAAGCAGACUGGGCUUCCCGUCCCUCCCCGGCACCCACUGCGUCAUGCUGGUCAGCAACCUGAACCCUGAGAGAGUUACGCCAAACUGCCUCUUUAUUCUCUUCGGUGUAUAUGGGGAUGUAUUGAGAGUGAAAAUCAUGUUCAACAAGAAAGAGAAUGCUCUCAUACAGAUGUCUGAUGGGACCCAGGCUCAGCUGGCGAUGAGUCAUCUAAACGGGCAGAAGUUAUACGGCAGGCCCCUGCGCAUCACGCUUUCCAAACACACUACUGUCCAGAUGCCACGGGAGGGACAUGAAGACCAGGGGCUGACCAAAGACUACAGCAGCUCUCCUCUCCAUCGCUUCAAGAAGCCAGGCUCCAAAAACUACUCCAACAUCUUUCCUCCCUCAUCUACCCUGCACCUGUCUAACAUCCCACCCUUGGUUGUCGAAGAUGAUCUCAAGAUGCUCUUUGCUAGCAAUGGUGCUCUGGUCAAGAACUUCAAGUUCUUUCAGAAGGAUCGCAAGAUGGCUCUGAUUCAGAUGGGUUCGGUGGAGGAAGCGAUCGAGUCCCUUAUCCAGUUCCACAACCAUGAUCUCGGAGAAAACCACCAUCUUAGGGUCUCUUUCUCCAAGUCCAUCAUUUGAGAGAAAUAUAGUCUGGAAAGGACUGGAGUGGCCAGUCACUUCAAACCUAAAUGAGUCUUAAUCACAAUGCUCACUUCCAUCAUUCCAUUAUUUUAUUUAAGAGGCAUUUUAGUGGAUAUUUUACAUAUAAAUAUAUUUUUUCAAGGUUUUAGAACAGCUGUAUUAUUAGUUGGGCCGAGAAGUUCAUUAACUCUUGCAUCACUCCAUCUCUCACUUUCAGCCUAUUUAAGGCUUGAUUUCUGUAGAAGCAGAGAUAAACCACUACAGGCCUUUGAUUCCAUUUGUGCCUUACUGCUUCAGAUCUCCAGAACCUCAGUCAAACAUCUGCAACUGAUGUUUGCAAAUCUGUAGUUUACAGUCCAUUUCAUGCUCUUAUGCUCCUGUGAGACAUGGGUAACUUCAUCGGGCUGAUGGUACAGGCCUAAAACUCGGCACCUCUGCAUUACGUAUCUCCCAGUAGGGUUGUACUCCUCAUAUCCUUUAGCUUUAGCAUUUAUACUGUUUCUUUAGACAUAGAAUGUUUACAGGCAUUUUCCUCCUUCAAAUUUAUGCAAUCAUUUGUGUGUAAAUCUAAAAGUGUUUGUCUAGAUUUGUAUUGUUUGCAUACUGUGGGCCAUUGCAUGUUGGCUGUGGUCAGCGGAUCAUUAACCGCUGUCCGUUUACUGUUUGUCCUUUGUGUAGAUGUUUAGCAUCUGGCUUUAUGUUAUUGUGUGCAAGAGUAGAUUAUUUAAACUAUUCUACUUAAUUGGCACAUAUAUUUUAUGUAACCAUGAACCUGUGUGUAUACUACAGCUUGAUACCAAAGCCUUUCCUCUGUGUUCCUUUGUAAGGGACAUCCUGACACCUUUUAGCCUCACGUUAAACGGCGUGUCCUCAGAGCAGUGUAUGUCUGCUUUUCUGUAGAGAACGGUGUGAUGGAAACAGUUCAGGUGAUUCGGCCGUCGGAUAUUACUGAUAAUCAGCACAUCUGCUGAAUUGUGCAAAGCACAUAAAGUCUUAAACAUAAUAAUAGUCUUAAUAGAGAUGCAAUGGCCUUUAUUGACCACUGUAAAAUGCGUUUGGCCUUUAUUCUCUCCCAAACCUCCCUUAUUUUCAGAUCUGACAAGUGCCUUUUUUAAAAAGCAUUUCUUGACAUUCAGCUGCAUUACCGUUCAAGUUCAUUAAUUUUUUUUAUAAAGGCCCAAAAUGAGGCCCAAAAUUAUUUGCCACUCAGACCAGAUAAUAUACAACAAAUCUAAUAUUCUUAUUCCCAGCAAUGUUUCACAGUGGAUCAAUUUAUUUUACUUUACUAGUCUUAUUUUUUUUACAUUGGGUUCUGUGUAUGAUGUUCUUUCCCCUUUGUUACAUGUUAUUCUAUUGGUGUGGGACCAAUCUUAAAAUAUUUGUAUUCUUCACAGUGGCUGGAUAAAACCUGAUUUAUGCAUCCUUGCACAACAUUAAAAACACUCAAUAUACAACAUCUGUCUUAGAUUAUAUAGUGCUUUUUCUUAUAGUGGACAGAUGAGGUGUAAAUACUAUUUUUGUACCACAAUAUUAAAAGUUAUGGGUUUUUAUAUCCGUUAAAACAUGUAUAUUUUGAUUACAGCUAUGGGCCAUCAUCAUGCAAAAAAAAUAAAAAAUCAGUAUAAAAGCAGGAUUACACUAUUUUUAGUCUUUAUCUUGUUCUUCAUGACAUUCCUAGUUGUACUUUUUGCCUUCAAUAAACAUUUGUUUACUCAA
Molecule: messenger RNA, 3541 nt
Organism: Carassius auratus (goldfish)
Lineage: Eukaryota; Metazoa; Chordata; Actinopteri; Cypriniformes; Cyprinidae
Product: polypyrimidine tract-binding protein 1-like
Exons: 16
Coding region: 125-1822 (565 amino acids)
Biological process (GO): mRNA processing
Cellular component (GO): nucleus
Molecular function (GO): RNA binding
Source: RefSeq, a predicted model, not a curated record